AUGGACAGCAAGCGCUGCUUCGCCAACCGCUUCGACGACUACAAGGGCAGCCUGCUGGGCGGGCAGGGCAAGGCGGCCGUGAUGCCCCUGGUGACGGCCACCAUCGACCGCAUCCUCAAAGAAGCGCCUCCGCUGAGCGGGGGCCAGGGCGGCUGCCAGGGCGGGCUGUACAGCGGCGUGGCCGGCGUGGCCUACAUGCUGUACCACGUCGCCCGCUGCCCGCUCUUCGCCCAGGCGCGGGACUCCUACCUGCGAGCGGCCAAGCAGCUGGUCGACGCCUGCGUGAGCCACGAGGAGGACUGGGGCGAGGCCGACGCCGACACCCGCGCUGCCUUCCUGCUCGGCGGCGCCGGCGUCUACGCUGUGGCCACGCUGGUCUACCAGGCGCUCGGGCUGCCGGACUGGGCCAGACCGCUAGGCAAGUUCCGCCAGCUGUGCGACAUCUGCGCCCCCAUCACCUUCCUCGAGUGCGGCUCCGACGAGCUCUUCGUGGGCCGCUCCGGCUACCUGUGCGCCGCCCUGGUACUGAAGCAGAAGCUGGGCAUGGAGGUGUUGACUCCAGCACAAAUCAAGUCAAUUUGUCAGGCAAUUUUAGAAUCUGGCAAACAGUAUGCACUGCGGAAGAGGAAGCCAGUUCCACUAAUGUACUCUUACUAUGGAACAGAGUAUCUAGGGGCUGCUCAUGGACUUUCAUCCAUCCUACAGAUGCUGCUCUCUUAUUAUGAAUAUCUCCAACCUGCUGAUCAAGAACUAGUGUGGCAGAGUGUUGAUUUUCUUAUGGAUCAAGAACAAAAUUCCAACUGGCCUCCAGAACUAGGAGAGACAAUUGAACGGGAAAAUGAGCUUGUUCACUGGUGUCACGGAGCUCCAGGAAUUGCAUACAUGUUUGCAAAAGCAUACUUGGUGUCCAAGAAGCCCCAAUAUCUAGACAGUUGUAUCCGGUGUGGAGAACUGACCUGGCAGAAAGGGCUACUGAAGAAAGGACCUGGGAUAUGUCAUGGGGUGGCUGGCAGUGCUUAUGUGUUCCUGCUCCUGUACAGGCUAACUGGAAACUCUAAAUACAUCUACAGAGCACAAAGGUUUGCUGAAUUCUUGUUCACUGAAGAAUUUAAGGCUGGUUCACGCAUGCUGGAAAGUGUUUACAGUCUGUUUGAAGGCUUCUCUGGGAUGGUGUGUUUCUUGGUUGACUUGCUACAACCUAACCAGGCUGAAUUCCCUCUUUUCAGUGUCUUUGUGUAA
Eublepharis macularius is the source of this 1239-nucleotide messenger RNA. RefSeq names its product LanC like family member 3 (gene LANCL3). The coding region runs from base 1 to 1239 and encodes 412 amino acids. The record is from RefSeq and is a predicted model, not a curated record. Gene Ontology annotation, biological process: carbohydrate metabolic process; peptide modification. The transcript has 5 exons. NCBI's taxonomy places the organism in Eukaryota, Metazoa, Chordata, Lepidosauria, Squamata, Eublepharidae. Gene Ontology annotation, cellular component: plasma membrane.